Melitaea cinxia (Glanville fritillary) is the source of this 2508-nucleotide messenger RNA. Its product is annotated as IQ and ubiquitin-like domain-containing protein. Bases 1 to 2508 code for a protein of 835 amino acids. NCBI's taxonomy places the organism in Eukaryota, Metazoa, Arthropoda, Insecta, Lepidoptera, Nymphalidae. The transcript is spliced from 5 exons. Gene Ontology annotation, cellular component: acrosomal vesicle; motile cilium. Gene Ontology annotation, molecular function: protein binding. The record is from RefSeq and is a predicted model, not a curated record. Gene Ontology annotation, biological process: cilium assembly.
AUGGACUCUCAAAAAACUAUGGGUAUUGCCCCAAAUCCGGACUGUGUGAAGGGUGCAGUUGCGUGUCAAUGUGAACUAGGCCGAGAAAAGCUACUGACGGCUCCGCCCUAUAAGCGCUCAACUAUCACCGUAGAUGAUGAAGCAAAAUCUCGUUUACAGACAGCGCCUUGUGCCAGAGAUCUUGAACAAUACAAAUGUCCAGUUAGUCAUAUUCUCGUACAUUUUAAAUCGCCUCUUCGUCCCGCCGAAGAGUUCAAUAAAGUCUUCCCAUCGAAUACCCCACUUAAAUUAGUCAAAAGAAAAUUAGCAAAAUUACUCUCUGUAUCAAAUAAUAAUCUUAUAUUAACUAAGAAUAGGAACGUUUUGAAAGAAACGUCUCUACUCUCUGAACUUAAGACUGAUACGCUAGGAAAUCUUGUAAUAGAUGUGUUUACAAAGGAUUCUGAGGAGUUUUCGCUUGCAUCUAUUCCCAAAGAAUCGUAUGUUCAUGAACUCAUACAAAGCAUGAUGCCGAAAAAGAAGACGAUGCCAUUUAUUGCUAUUAAGUUUAGAAUACGAAAUCAAAACGGAGCGUUUACUCGUUCUUACCAUUCAAUAAUGAAAGUACACGAAGUAAAAAAUAAUUUGGCUGGCGUCUUUCAAGUGGAUCCGGACAAUUUAGUUUUAUUGCGUGAAGAUCGUCCGUUGAAGGAUCGUAUGGCACUAUUAGAUCUUGACUACGAUAAGUAUGGUAUAGUAGAAGUGGAACUUCUUACAAAGAAUAAUGAGAAACUAAACUUAGACAAAUUAUACAAAGAAAUGCCCGUAAAUGACGUAUUGACGGUAAUGGUACCAUUCGGGAGCACGUUAAAACAUAUUAACGUCGAAAUAUUUUCCGAGCUAAUGAAAAAGCCUUUUCUAGGCGGUUACAGAAAUGUACACACAGGCAAGAUUUAUCAUCACGCUUAUACACAGACACCACAGAAACCUGAAAAGUUACCACCAGAAAACAAAAACUGUCGAGAUACUCAAACAGCUGAAAUGCGGGAGAAAAUAUAUGACACGAGUUACAGUCGUGCGACUCAAAUGACUACCGUACAUGCAUAUAUACCAAACGUUACUGACAGGAUAAUCGUACCCAAGCCUUACGAGACUUACGAUGAGAUGAUUGCAAGAUUAAACCACAAACAUUAUGCUUCAAUAAUACAAAGAGCUUUUAGACAUCAUCAGUUCAGACAAAAAGUGAAAAAGUGGCUAAAAUUAUGCAUGGAGAGAAUUGCAAAAAUGGAAGAAGAAAGAAGGUUAGAACGCGAAGCUAUUGAGAGGAGAUUAAAGAAAGAUCUCAUUACUAAAACGUUUCCAAGGACACGUGAAGAUUUCGAUCAACUUUAUGCAAUGGUUGAUCGCUGGAAACACGCUGAAAUUGCAAGAAUAUCUCAAUUGCAUUCAAAAGGCCCCAGAAUUGCUGAAUUUACACUUUUAUUGGAUAAAGAAGUAGAACUUUUACGUUGUAUUGAAGGUUAUCGAGUGAAAGUUAAGGAAGAUAAUAAAAAAAUAAAGGAGAAGCAAUUUUUAGAAGAAAUUUCUAAACCUAUUGCUUGGUAUGGUCGUGACGGUAAACUAAUCACAAUGGAAACGGUUGAAAUUCAAAAAGCGAGGAAACUGAACGAGUUAUAUAAUACAUUUUUAAGAGAGGAUUUAGAAAGCAAAGAUCGCAUUGAGCUACUCGUUAACAUGAAGUUUGCUUUACAAGAUUUUCAUCACCCUUUAGCUGAAGAAAUUAUAACGCUGUUAGACAGAGAGUGCGAUCUACUGGUAAGAAGAUGUAACGACUAUCAACUAGAAUUCCUAAGACGAAGAGUUGCUGCUUGCGUUUUUCAGUUGAUAAAAACUUCUGAACUUAAUUCUGAAGUUACGAAAUGUAAGGAAAUAAGAGACUAUCGAAAAAUGGAGAAUGACAGAUUACAUUUUUGUGAGAUGUGUCAUCAAGUUAAAUUGCACACCGACUUUCCCUUAAAUGCCAAAAUGAGUGGUUUCCUCGUAUGCACGUCCUGUUCGUGGAAAGAUGUUUCGGAACGUUGUUGGAUCGAUAUGACUCCGUACAAAUUUAUCUUAAGAACAGUACAACGCGAUGAAAGACGAAGAAAAUGUUGGGGAUCGUUAGCGUUCGUUCUUCAAGAAAAAGACAUAUUUUUUAUUGUAGAAAAGCUUUGGCACUCUCGUUCGGCAAUAAGUGAGUGUAGUGACAUGAUCGAACUCAGACUAUGUCGAUGGCACGUUAACGAAGAUUGGUCUCCAUGGAAUUGUUUCUUAAUAACAGUGCAAGAAAUGAAAGCACAUUUAAAAUUGGAGAAUCCAGAAUUGGUAUAUGACGAGGAGCUCGUUCAAAAAGUACGUAACAAACACAAACUUGCCAAAGCGAACUUUGAACAACUAUUAUCAGUAAAUAAACGUUUCACCGAGAGCGGUGAUUGGAACGGUGUGCGUGCGCCAGCCGUUGCUCGCGUAGACGCCGUCGACAGGAUAUAA